GACAGAGCCUUUCCAGCCGCUGAGGAGUCAAACCAGACCCUAAUUUAAGAAACACCAUGUGCUCACGGCCAAUCAGAAUCACCACUGCAGAACAAACCAUCAGGAUCAGUGUGGGAUGCCAUGAUGCUGGAAAAAGCAGCUCGUCUCUGGAUCUGGUGAGCAACUGUGGAGACGCUGAUGCCGACACUUCAUCCACACACUGGGAAACUGGAAAGCAUCCCUGCAAUACUACCAUGUCCUCAGACUCCAGCGAGAGCCGAAACGCGGGAAUGUUCAGCAGUUUUCUCAGGAUUCCUCUGCUUCUGCUGCUGCUUUAUGGGUUUGUCUGUUCUCUGGACGUCCUGAGCUCAGCGUUUCAGCUCGCCGGAGGGAAAGUGGCCGGCGAUAUCUUUCAGGACAGUGUGAUCCUGACCAACCCGGUGGCGGGGCUGAUGGUGGGGAUUCUGGUUACGGUUUUGGUCCAGAGCUCCAGCACCUCCACAUCCAUCAUAGUCAGCUUGGUGUCUUCUGGAUUGCUGGAGGUGAAAUCUGCCGUCCCCAUCAUCAUGGGCUCCAACAUCGGCACGUCCGUUACCAACACCAUCGUGGCUCUGAUGCAGGCGGGGGAGAGGAAUGAGUUCAAGCGGGCGUUUGCGGGAGCGACGAUCCACGACUGUUUUAACUGGCUCUCUGUGCUGGUUCUGCUGCCACUGGAGGUGUUUUCGGGUCUGCUCAGUUUUCUGGCCAGAGUGACGGUCAGCAGCUUUCAGAUGCACAGUGGAGAAGAAGCUCCAGAACUGCUGAAGACCCUCACCGAACCCUUCACCACACUCAUCAUACAGCUGGAUAAAUCCGUCAUCACAGGCAUUGCUCUGGGCGACGAGUCCAUGAGGAAUCACAGCCUCAUCAAAGUCUGGUGCAAAUCCUCCGUCUUGGUGUCCUCGGUGAAUGUGACUCAUACGGCAGUCCGAAACUGCUCUGAACUGCAUUGUGGGAAGCACGGAGAUCUGACCUGGAUCACUCAGAAUAUCACCACACACAUCAACACCGAGAAAUGUCGUCAUGUGUUCGUGGAUUCGGGGCUGUCGGAUCUGGCUGUGGGACUCAUUCUGCUGGCUGGAUCUCUGAUGCUGCUUUGCUCCUGCCUGCUGUUCAUUGUCAAAGUGCUCAACUCACUCCUCAAAGGUCAAGUGGCAAAGGUCAUCGAAGGGGUCAUCAACACAGAUUUCCCGUAUCCUCUGGGAUGGCUGUCUGGAUAUCUGGCGAUGCUGAUGGGAGCAGGAAUGACCUUCAUCAUCCAGAGCAGCUCUGUCUUCACCUCCGCCCUCACUCCACUCAUCGGCAUUGGUGUGAUCAGUCUGAACCGAGCGUAUCCUUUAACUCUGGGCUCCAACAUCGGUACUACAACUACUGCCAUCCUCGCCGCUCUCGCCAGCCCCAAAGAGAAGCUGCCCGCCGCCUGCCAGAUCGCACUGUGUCAUUUCUACUUCAACAUCUUUGGCAUUCUGCUGUGGUACCCAUUCCCGCCGACUCGUCUGCCCAUCCGCAUGGCCUCGGCUCUGGGCGAGCGCACCGCUAAGUACCGCUGGUUUGCGGUGCUGUACCUGCUGCUGUGUUUUCUGCUGCUGCCGUGUCUGGUGUUCGGCCUCUCUCUGGCCGGUUGGCAGGCCAUGGUGGGCGUCGGAGCUCCGUUUGCCGCGCUCACACUCUUUGUCCUGCUGGUAAACCUGAUGCAGGCGCGCAGUCCGGCUCAUCUGCCCAAAACGCUGCGCAGCUGGGACUUUCUGCCACAGUGGAUGCACUCGCUGAAGCCUCUAGACAAGCUGAUCUCCCGGAGCACAGCUCUGUGCUGCAGCCCUCUGCGCAUCAGGGACCCAGAGCUGCUGGUGGAGCCCGCAGACCCCCAAAAACCAUCCGGUCAGGGGUACGAAAACCCUACGCUGUCCGUUCCGGAGGAGAUUCCAGCAGAACCGCGAGUGUUCAGACUCAGAGGACUGGAGAGAUGCAACAGCACACCACUGUAGAGAUGCAGAUCAACACCAGGGGGCGCACUACAGCAGAUAUGAAAUUCAAUAGUGUCUGGAUGCAGACUUGGAUUUGCAAGCUAAACCUGCAUAUCUCAAACUUGCAGUGU
Messenger RNA from Danio aesculapii, 2113 nucleotides. RefSeq names its product solute carrier family 34 member 1a (gene slc34a1a). The transcript has 13 exons. The record is from RefSeq and is a predicted model, not a curated record. Lineage: Eukaryota; Metazoa; Chordata; Actinopteri; Cypriniformes; Danionidae. Gene Ontology annotation, biological process: intracellular phosphate ion homeostasis; sodium-dependent phosphate transport. Gene Ontology annotation, cellular component: vesicle; brush border; apical plasma membrane. Gene Ontology annotation, molecular function: sodium:phosphate symporter activity. Bases 57 to 2003 code for a protein of 648 amino acids.